This is a messenger RNA of Bombyx mandarina (wild silkworm), 1785 nucleotides long. Its product is annotated as estradiol 17-beta-dehydrogenase 11. Gene Ontology annotation, cellular component: lipid droplet. NCBI's taxonomy places the organism in Eukaryota, Metazoa, Arthropoda, Insecta, Lepidoptera, Bombycidae. Gene Ontology annotation, molecular function: oxidoreductase activity, acting on the CH-OH group of donors, NAD or NADP as acceptor. The record is from RefSeq and is a predicted model, not a curated record.
CGUUCACUGCUCAGUCGAUCUGCGGAGUUGCGCGCCGACACCGGCCGGCGCCAAAACAACUAAAUUAUUAUACUUAUACACUACCGCGAUAAAAUAAUAUAAAUAAACCAAAAAAAGUGCAAUAGCAUUUUCGCCAUAAAUAUUAAAUAUAAUCAAAAUAGUAUUGUGCCUAUACAAGUGAAUGUGUAUAAAGGUCGUUUAUCAACAAAAUAAUAUAUUUUUUUGGUACACGACAAAAAAGGUCCAUUCGAAUCCGGUGUGUAUAAAGUGAUGUAAAGUAACCAGAAACAUAAGCAAGUAUCACAAAUAAACAAAAAAAUGUCUGAACAAACCCAAGAGUAUAUAAACGGGAUGAGACCGGGACCUCUCACACGGGAGAUCCCGGAGUGUAUGAGGGACAAAUAUACCGUCGUGCAAUCAAUUAUAGACGUUAUAGUGUUUGUCAUCGUCGGUGUGGGAUAUGUUAUACAAGCGAUAUACAGGACUAUAGUUGGGUAUCCUAAGAGAGAUCUCAAAGGAGGCGUGGCGGUUGUUACUGGAGGCGGCGGAGGCUUAGGCAGUCUUAUAGCCUUGAGGCUGGCACGACUCGGCUGCACCAUUGUCCUGUGGGAUAUCAAUAAGCAAGGCUUGGAAGAUACAGUGAAACUUGUAAAAGGCGUCGGUGGUAAAUGCUACGGCUACGUAGUAGAUCUGGCCAGCAGGGAAGACAUCUACCGUGUCGCUAAAAACGUUGAAGAGCAGGUUGGGAAGGUAAACCUACUUAUCAAUAAUGCAGGCGUCGUCUCAGGACAUUACCUCCUGGAGACUCCAGACCAUCUCAUUCAAAGGACUUUCGAUGUCAAUAUUCUUGCACAUUUCUGGACGGUGAAAGCCUUCCUGCCAACCAUGAUCAGUCAAAAUGAUGGUCAUAUAGUGACCAUCGCUUCAAUGGCCGGACACGUGGGUGUUGCCAAGCUGGUCGACUACUGUUCGUCAAAAGCUGCUGCCUGCGGCUUCGACGAGGCUCUCAGGGUCGAGCUAGAGACGAAAGGCGUUAAGGGUGUGAAGACUUCGCUGAUAUGUCCGUACUUCAUUCGAUCGACGGGCAUGUUUGAAGAGGUUAACUCAAGGUUCGUGCCACAGCUGAAUUCGAACGAGGUGGCGGAUCGUGUUGUGCUCGCGAUACGCACCAGUGAGCCUUUCGCUCUAAUACCAGGUUUCUUUCGGGUGCUAUUACCUUUCAAAUGGAUAGUACCUUGGCCGUGUAUAUCAGAGCUGAUCCGCGGUCUGGUGCCGGACGCGGUCCCUGUGGCCCCUAACGCGCGUAUAGAGACACCAUCCUCAGCACCAAAAAUAGACAUGAAAACGGACUCCAGGCCUAUGUCACUGCUGCCCCCAGCAAGACACGACCGCCAGGUUUGAAUAUUUACAGGGUACGUUAUGAUUACUAAGAGUACGUAACGGUAGGCAGCGGCUUGGCUCUGCACUUGGUAUUGCUGAAGUCCAUGGGCAACGGUAACCACUCGCCAUCAGGUGGACCGUAUGCUCGUCUACCUACAAGGGCAAUAAAAUAAAGAUUUAUUAUUAAAUUUUGUUGAAACAAAUCUGAAUUUAUUCUUGUCAUUCAAAAUAGUUCAUGGUGCUAAAUAGGUUUUCAAUAUACAGUAUGGAUCUUGGAAUAUGUUUCUCGUAUAUAAAUUGCAGGUUAUAUGUUUUAUUAAGGUAUAUUUUAAUUUGUCAAAAGUAUACCGUUACAAUAAAAACAAAUAAUGACGUUGAUAGUUAAAAUAGAAUUUUUAAAUUAAA